Messenger RNA from Sinocyclocheilus rhinocerous, 4619 nucleotides. Its product is annotated as snRNA-activating protein complex subunit 4-like. The record is from RefSeq and is a predicted model, not a curated record. Bases 92 to 4435 code for a protein of 1447 amino acids. Lineage: Eukaryota; Metazoa; Chordata; Actinopteri; Cypriniformes; Cyprinidae. The transcript has 21 exons. Gene Ontology annotation, biological process: snRNA transcription by RNA polymerase III; snRNA transcription by RNA polymerase II. Gene Ontology annotation, molecular function: RNA polymerase II cis-regulatory region sequence-specific DNA binding; RNA polymerase III type 3 promoter sequence-specific DNA binding. Gene Ontology annotation, cellular component: snRNA-activating protein complex.
AACAGAGAGUGAACAUGACACUGAUUCUAGUUAUGAAGACAGUGAUGAUGAUGAGUUGGAUCUUCCUCAAAAUGUGGAGACUUGCCUGCAGAUGAAUUUGGUCUAUCAGGAGGUGUUGAAAGAGAAACUAGCUGAGCUGGAACAACUCCUCAAUGAGAACCAACAGCAGCAGAAAGAGAUUGAGGCCCAGAUCUCUGGUCCAAGCGCUUCUAGCUCCUCCUUACCAGGAAUUCCCCCUCAGAAACAAUUUCUUGGAUACUUCAUGAAGCCUUACUUCAAAGACAAACUCACCGGUCUGGGCCCUCCAGCAAAUGAAGAAACCAAAGCAAGGCUGAGUCAUGGUACCAGACCCAUUGAUGAGCUGAAAAUAAAAAGAUGGGACGGUUGGCAGAAAACUUUGCUGACCAAUGCAGUCGCCAAAGACACUAUGAAACGGAUGCUACAACCCAAAUUAUCCAAGCUGGACUAUCUGAGUGCCAAGAUGUCUAGAGCUGCUGAUGAGGGAAAAGAAGAACUGAAAAAACAAAUAGAUUUAAUUGAGAAAGAAAUUGUAGAAAUAAGUGCCCUGAAAGACGAUCAGCUGCUGGGUAAUCGCCAUGACGAUCAUGACUGGGAGAAAAUAUCAAAUAUUGAUUUUGAAGCGUUGCGACAGGCUGAGGAUUUGAACAGGUUCUGGCAGAACUAUUUACACCCCUCCAUUGACAAGUCAGUAUGGAAACGGGACGAGAUUGUUAAACUGAAAGGAAUUGUAGAAGAGUACAAUUGCUGCCAUUGGGACAAAAUCGCAGAGGCUCUUGGGACUUACCAGCGCUACAUUUCAAAGACCUUCAGAAGGAAAGAAUGGACAAAAGUGGAAGAUGAGAUCCUCAGAAAACUGGUUGAAAAAAUGAGAAUUGGCAACUUCAUUCCUUACAUACAGAUGUCAUACUUCAUGGAGGGCCGUGAUGGAUCACAGCUGGCAUAUCGCUGGACGUCCGUUUUGGAUCCUUCUUUAAAGAAAGGCCCCUGGUCCAAAGAGGAGGACCAAUUGUUGCGGAAUGCUGUCGCAAAAUAUGGCACCAAAGAAUGGGGAAAAAUCAGAUUGGAAGUGCCAGGCAGGACCGACGGUGCUUGUCGUGACAGGUAUUUGGAUUGUCUUCAGGAAAAUGUGAAAAAGGGUCCUUGGAGCAAAGAGGAGGUGGAACUACUAAAAGAAAAGGUUGAGAAAUAUGGCGUUGGCAAGUGGAGUAAGAUUGCCUCAGAGAUCCCAAACCGGAUUGACUGCCAAUGCCUACACAAGUGGAAAUUACUAACACAAGCUAGUACAAGUAAAGAGCAUCAGAGUAAAGGCAUAAAAAGAAAAAGGAGGCCAACAACAGUGCCAGGAAAAAGAAAAAGACAAAAAGUAUUGAAAAAAAACAUUAAACAAGAGAUGAUCACCAGCUCCGAGGACGAAAACCAGAUAAAUAAUAUGGACAGUGAUGUUGAAUCAGAUGUUCCCAAAGAUCUGGAAAUACCACAAAAUCGGGAAAUACCACGAAAGGACUACGUACAGCCAGAUAUGAAGGAAUGGAUACCUGUAAAUGCAAACACAGUGGUUCAUUCUCUAGGAACUGUCAGGACUGUGUGGGUCUGUCCUCCUACCAUCGAGGAUGAGCUAGAAGAAUCCACUAAAAAAUCUGUCUUCGGCCGCAUUCGAUCACAGAAGAGCAAAUGUCCAAAAGUCAUGCUCAGUUUCGUGCGCAAUACUGUCCUGAACCGCUUUGGAAACGUGGAAAGAACUUAUGUAGGUUUAAAACCUACUGUCUUGCAGAGUCAGACUGACGAUGAGAAGGCCAUGCUCAAGGUGUCUCUGAGUGAUAUUAAACACUUCUUACAGUGGAAGGGAGCAUCUGUAAUUAAGAAGGAGAAAAUGACAAGUCCAAUAAAUAUAAAGAAAAGAAGGCCGGUUCAGGACAUGGCUAGCCUUAAUAAUGACCUCCUUAAAGCCAUCACCCCGUGGAUUGGUAAUGUGAUCCUGCCUGCUCCAGCGAAUGAAGAUGCAUUUUGCAAAGGUGAUAUUGUUGGAAUGAAAGCAGCAGACAUCACUCUUCCAAAAACAUCAGUGUUUUCAUUUUUCCUCAAAGCUUUUCAAAUAGAUGUCAAGGGUUGCAAGAAUGUCUUUGAAAUUCAGCAAAAGAUCGACAUUAAGAAGCCAAUUGCUCAAUCUAAACCGAGAACAGUGUCAGCGAUGCUUAAGGAGGCAAAACAGAAAGCUGAGCACAAGAAACCUGCAGAACCUCCUCAGCAUCCACCUCCCCUGCAGCCGGUUCUUCUUAACAUUCCCCAGCAGCCAGUCAUGCAGAUGACAACCCCUGCUUUGAUUCAUCCCAAAACUCUUGUCAUUACACAGCCAAACAAGCAGAGGGCAGUGCAGCCUUUAAUGCUUACGAAACAGAAAAUAUCUCUACUACCACAGUCACCACCACAAGCUAUAUCACAGAUUCCUCUACCACUAAUACAGCAGACAGCACCUGCACAACCUGUCAUGGCCUCAACCCCCAAAUCACCAAGUGUAGAGGACUCAAACAGCGACAGAUCUACAAAACGCAUCCACAAACCUACUGAGAAAGUCCCAGCCCUAAUGGAAGAAGCUAAAGCUAAAGGUAGCAAAAAAAAGUCGCUGAAACGAAACCAAGGCAAACAGAAUGUUGUUUUUCAGACCAUUACAUUGCAGACGCAGCCAGUAAACUGGAUUCUUGCCCCCACCAAGUUGGUACAAGUAACCGGUCCACUUUCUGCUAAUAUCCCAAGCAACCAGACACUAACUGUGCCAAACAUUUCCCCCCUGAAUAGCAGUAUUCAUCCAUGUAUCUCAACCAAUCUAUACCCAUCAUCAUCUGCCCUGGUUGUUGCUGCUUCUUCUGUCAAUCCUGCCCUUAUAUGUUCUUCAGUCACUAAUGCCUCCAGAGAUACCCUAAAGACUUCCUCCUCUGUGAACAUUAGCCCCAAAGGCAUCCAUAUGCCUCUUUCACCUACUUCGACCUUAGUACAGAGCAAAAGUGUGCUACAUAGUGUUCAGAUGUUAUCUCCAGCACCUAAAGAGGACCAGAAAGGUUCACACAUUGAAGCUAUGAAGAACUCCUCAGAUUCCUCUUCUGAUGAAUCCAUUGUAAAGCAAUAUCAGACAUCUACAUCAACUGGUUCCAGAGUAUCUCCUGCUGUUUUCAGUGUUCUUCCAGUUCCCUUGACUGUGGCACCUUUUGCUAGUGCACCAGUCGCAUCCAAGCCAACAAAUAAUGUUGCAGUGGCAAAGUCUCCUGGUGUUAAUGAAAAUGGCUGCGUUCCUGUAAGAACUAUUCAGCUGCCAACCAUCAUCCAACAGAAAAGUUUGCCCGACACAAUAUUGAGCCCCCUUUCUACUUCUAGAAGACCGCUCCGACCAAUUGCUCCUUCACCUCAGUUUAUAGCUCAAUAUCCUAAUAUUGUGGCUCCAUUAGCUCAGAUUGUGGCUCUGUCACCUCAGAUUGUGGCUCCUUCACCUCGGAUUGUGGCUCCACCAACUCAGAUUGUGGCUACCUCACCUCGGAUUGUGGCUGCACCAACUCAGAUUGUGGCUCCUUCACCUCGGAUUGUGGCUCCACCAACUCAGAUUGUGGCUCCCUCACCUCGGAUUGUGGCUCCCUCACCUCGGAUUGUGGCUCCAUCACCUCAGUUUGUGGCUCCAACAACUCGGAUUGUUGCUCCAUCACCUUGGAUUGUGGCUCCACCUCCUCAGAUUGUGGCUUCAUCACCUCAGAUUGCAGCUCCACCACCUCAAAUUGUGGCUCCAUCAGAAGUACCUCAAAUCAUAACAUCAAGUGAACCAUUGAUCCCUCUUCCUGAUAUUCCCUCUGAUGUUGUUAGCUUUAAUCCCCACUUGAUAUUCCCUGAGCAGUCAUCUGAAGUAGAUGACUGGAUGAAUGGAAAAGGUGGAAUUCCACUACCUCAUUUAGAGAUGUCUUUGCCUUACCUUCCACCGUCUGCCGCCAGCAUCGAAACACUGACUUCUUUGCUCAAAGUUAAACAAUCACUGCUUGCAGCUGCAGUGAAUAUCCUGCCAGAUGAAUAUCAAAAUUACAGAGAGGAAGAAGAUCAAGUAGCUGCCAUCCGCAAAAUGAUUGCUGAAAGGUUUGCCUCAAAUCCAGCAUACCUGCUUUUGAAGGCUCGUUUCUUGUCAUGCUUUACCUUACCAGCCCUUUUGGCCACUAUAAACCCUUCUGAGAAAUGUCAGUUGCCUACAGAUAACAAUGGUGAUGAUGCUGAGGUCUUGUAUUUACAAAAGAGAAAAAAAAGGAUUCAACCACCAGCUACCAGGGCUGAGCUUAACACAAAUGAAAACGAAGCGUCAGCAAACCAUUUCUCAGGAAUCAGGACAAAAAGAAAAGGAGUCGACGUUGAGUUACAUAAGGUUCAUCAGCUGAAUGAAUGCCAGUAGCUUCAGAUUUUGUACAGUUCAAGAUUAAUGUAGAAAUGUGUACCACUACAAAAAAUUCAACGUUCGAGUUAAAGGGACCAGUCAGAUAUUCAUUGCACUCAUUUCUUUUACUCCAUCCAUAUGCUUUGUUUAAGAACACUUAGUGUGUCCUGACAAUUUUCUUGAAAGAAUAAGACUCAGAAGU